This is a messenger RNA of Oncorhynchus gorbuscha (pink salmon), 3301 nucleotides long. Its product is annotated as flocculation protein FLO11-like. The record is from RefSeq and is a predicted model, not a curated record. The coding region runs from base 1 to 2892 and encodes 963 amino acids. The transcript is spliced from 4 exons. NCBI's taxonomy places the organism in Eukaryota, Metazoa, Chordata, Actinopteri, Salmoniformes, Salmonidae.
AUGGGAGCCUCGCAGUCUGCGGGCACUGAACACGAGUUCCAGGAUCUGGCUGAUCGAACUGGAUUUUCCCUGGAGCAGAUUGGCAACAUCAACAAGAGAUUCAGACAGCUGAGUAACAAUGAGGAGACACUAAGCGCCCUCAUACAGUCUACCAACGCCCUCAUACAGUCCACCAACGCCCUCAUACAGUCCACCAACGCCCUCAUACAGUCCACCAACGCCCUCAUACAGUCCACCAACGCCCUCAUACAGUCCACCAACGACCUCAUACAGUACACCAACGCCCUCAUUCAGUCCACCAACAACCUCAUUCAGUCCACCAACGCCCUCAUACAGUCCACCAACACCCUCAUACAGUCCCCCAACACCCCCCUACAGUCCACCAACGCCCUCAUUCAGUCCACCAACACCCUCAUACAGUCCACCAACACCCCCCUACAGUCCACCAACGCCCUCAUUCAGUCCACCAACACCCUCAUACAGUCCACCAACACCCCCCUACAGUCCACCAACGCCUUCAUUCAGUCCACCAACGCCCUCAUUCAGUCCACCAACGCCCUCAUACAGUCCACCAACAACCCCCUACAGUCCACCAACGCCCUCAUUCAGUCCACCAACGCCCUCAUACAGUCCACCAAAGCCCUUAUUCAGUCCACCAACACCCCCCUACAGCCCACCAACGCCCUCAUUCAGUCCACCAACGCCCUCAUACAGUCCAGCAACACCCCCCUACAGUCCACCAACGCCCUCAUUCAGUCCACCAACGCCCUCAUACAGUCCACCAACGCCCUCAUACAGUCCACCAACGCCCUCAUACAGUCCACCAACGCCCUCAUACAGUCCACCAACGCCCUCAUACAGUCCACCAACGCCCACAUACAGUCCACCAACGCCCUCAUACAGUCCACCAAUGCCCUCAUACAGUCUACCAACGCCCUCAUACAGUCCACCAACGCCCUCAUACAGUCCACCAACGCCCUCAUACAGUCCACCAACGCCCUCAUACAGUCCUCCAAUGCCCUCAUACAGUCCUCCAACGCCCUCAUACAGUCCACCAACGCCCUCAUUCAGUCGUCCAACGCCCUCAUACAGUCCAGCAACACUCCCCUACAGUCCACCAACGCCCUCAUACAGUCCACCAACGCCCUCAUACAGUCCACCAACGCCCUCAUACAGUCCACCAACGCCCUCAUACAGUCCUCCAAUGCCCUCAUACAGUCCUCCAACGCCCUCAUACAGUCCACCAACGCCCUCAUUCAGUCGUCCAACGCCCUCAUACAGUCCAGCAACACUCCCCUACAGUCCACCAACGCCCUCAUUCAGUCCACCAACGCCCUCAUACAGUCCACCAACGCCCUCAUUCAGUCCACCAACGCCCUCAUACAGUCCACCAACACCCCCCUACAGUCCACCAACGCCCUCAUUCAGUCCACCAACGCCCUCAUUCAGUCCACCAGCGCCCUCAUUCAGUCCACCAACGCCCUCAUACAGUCCACCAACGCCCUCAUACAAUCCACCAACGCCCUCAUACAGUCCACCAACGCCCUCAUACAGUCCACCAACGCCCUCAUACAUUCCACCAACGCCCUCAUACAGUCCACCAACGCCCUCAUACAGUCCUCCAACGCCCUCAUACAGUCCUCCAACGCCCUCAUACAGUCCACCAACGCCCUCAUACAGUCCACCAAAGCCCUCAUACAGUCCACCAACGCCCUCAUACAGUCCACCAAUGCCCUCAUACAGUCCACCAACGCCCUCACAUCCACCAACACCCUUAUACAGUCCACCAACGCCCUCAUACAGUCCACCAGCGCCCUCAUGCUGUCCACCAGCGCCCUCAUGCAGUCCACCAACGCCCUCAUGCAGUCCACCAACGCCCUCAUACAGUCCACCAACGCCCUCAUACAGUCCACCAACACCCUCAUACAGUCCACCAACGCCCUCAUACAGUCCACCAGCGCCCUCAUACAGUCCACCAACGCCCUCAUACAGUCCACCAGCGCCCUCAUACAGUCCACCAACGCCCUCAUACAGUCCACCAACGCCCUCAUUCAGUCCACCAACGCCCUCAUACAGUCCACCAACACCCCCCUACAGUCCACCAACGCCCUCAUUCAGUCCACCAACGCCCUCAUUCAGUCCACCAGCGCCUCAUUCAGUCCACCAACGCCCUCAUACAGUCCACCAACGCCCUCAUACAAUCCACCAACGCCCUCAUACAGUCCACCAACGCCCUCAUACAGUCCACCAACGCCCUCAUACAUUCCACCAACGCCCUCAUACAGUCCACCAACGCCCUCAUACAGUCCUCCAACGCCCUCAUACAGUCCUCCAACGCCCUCAUACAGUCCACCAACGCCCUCAUACAGUCCACCAAAGCCCUCAUACAGUCCACCAACGCCCUCAUACAGUCCACCAACGCCCUCAUACAGUCCACCAACGCCCUCACAGUCCACCAACGCCCUCAUACAGUCCACCAACGCGCUCAUACAGUCCACCAACACCCUUAUACAGUCCACCAACGCCCUCAUACAGUCCACCAGCGCCCUCAUGCUGUCCACCAGCGCCCUCAUGCAGUCCACCAACGCCCUCAUGCAGUCCACCAACGCCCUCAUACAGUCCACCAACGCCCUCAUACAGUCCACCAACACCCUCAUACAGUCCACCAACGCCCUCAUACAGUCCACCAGCGCCCUCAUACAGUCCACCAACGCCCUCAUACAGUCCACCAACGCCCUCAUACAGUCCACCAACGCCCUCAUACAGUCCACCAGCGCCCUCAUACAGUCCACCAGCGCCCUCAUACAGUCCACCAACGCCCUCAUACAGUCCACCAACGCCCUCAUACAGUCCACCAACGCCCUCAUACAGUCCACCAACACCAACAUAUAGUCAGUCCAUCAUUGUCUGUUACCCAUAUCCAUGUAUUCAUAACACAUCACCUCUUCAUUGAAAAUAGUUUGAGUAUUAUUUACCUAAACUAAGGGUACUAUUCAAUCAGAUCCGCUUUAGCCGACAUCCACAUAGCGGUUGUUUUGGCGGUGUCGGAGGUGAAACUGUGUUAGAGCUGUCAAAUCCACAAGCAGCUCCUGGUAUUAUACCUAAAGAGAACAUGAGAUGCCAAAGAAACUUCUAGUUGGUAAAUGGUAAAUGUAAGUUGACAGUAAGAAUGGAGACCCUGACAAUGCAUGUGCUCCCACCUUUAUACAGUGGGGCAAAAAAGUAUUUAGUCAGCCACCAAUUGUGCAAGUUCUCCCACUUAAAAAGAUGAGAGAGGCUUGUAAUUUUCAUCAUAGGUACA